AUAUCAAGAGUAAAAGCGUAUUUGGUGGAGGGCAAAAUCCACAUUUUUUUGUAAUUCCUUUGCUAAAAUAACUUGGAGACAGAGGUAUACCAGAGAACUCGGCGUUUAUCUUUCCGCUUCCCUCAUAGCUUGCUGCUGCUGCGACCCGUGUGUCACCUGGAUAGUCAUUGAAACUCAUUCAAGAAUUAUAUUUGAAUUUAUACUGCUUGUUUAAGACAUGUCUUUUAUAACAAUUUCAGAAGAAAGCCAUUUUCCAAUACAAAAUCUUCCCUACGGUGUUUUUUCUGUGGGUUCGUCACCUUCAAGGAUUGGUGUAGCAAUUGGUGAUUAUGUGUUGGAUUUAAAUGAAGUUAAACAUCUAUUUAAUGGACCUGUGUUAAGCAGCAAGCAGCAUGUGUUCAGUGAGACAACCUUAAAUUCAUUUAUGUCUCAUGGAAGAAGUGCAUGGAAAGAGGCAAGAGAAAAACUGCAACAAAUUCUUUCAAAAGAUGAGGGAAUUUUACGUGAUGAUUCAACCCUGAGAGAAAAAGCAUUAAUUCCAAGAAGUAAAGUUCAGAUGCACCUUCCAGCAAAAAUAGGUGACUACACCGACUUUUAUUCUUCAAGAGAGCAUGCUACUAAUGUUGGUACUAUGUUUAGAGGAAAAGAAAAUGCACUCAUGCCGAACUGGUUGUAUCUUCCAGUUGGAUACCAUGGGAGAGCCUCUUCAGUUGUUGUCUCCGGUACACCUGUACGUAGACCAUGUGGACAAUCGCGAUCAGAUGACACUAAACCACCAGUAUUUGGAGCUUGCAAAAUUAUGGAUUUUGAACUAGAAAUGGCUUUUUUCUGUGGACCAGCCAACAAAUUAGGUGAACCAAUAACAGCUGCAAAUGCUCAUGAACAUAUUUUUGGAUUCACUCUUAUGAAUGACUGGAGCGCUCGUGACAUUCAGAAAUGGGAGUACGUACCGCUGGGUCCAUUUACAGCGAAGAAUUUUGCCACCACCAUCUCGCCUUGGAUUGUCACGGUGGAUGCGCUAAUGCCUUUUGCAAUUGACAAUGUGAAACAGGAACCUGAAGUAUUUCCUUACUUAAAACAUGAUGAUCCGUUUCGAUUUGAUGUUCACCUGGAAGUUGCCAUUAAAGGAGAGGGUCGGGAGAAAGCUGGUGUUGUUUGUAAGUCGAAUCUGAAGAAUAUGUACUGGACGGCUAAACAGCAAUUAGCCCAUCAUACUGUAACCGGAUGUAACAUUCAACCUGGCGAUUUAAUGGGUUCUGGUACAAUUAGCGGCUCGGAGCAAGAAUCGUUUGGUAGCAUGCUUGAGCUGUCAUGGAAAGGUAGUCGUGAAGUAUCAAUUGGAAAUGGUGAAGUGCGCAAGUUCUUAAAAGACGGCGAUGACGUUGUAAUGACGGGCUAUGCACAAGGGAUUGGUUAUCGUGUCGGUUUUGGAGAAUGCACAGGCACAGUUUUACCAGCCCUGUCAUCAUAAAGGCUUGAUACACAAUGUUUGACAAUUCUGCAGACUGUAGAAGAAUAUUCAGUCAUCGCAAGCAGCUUUGAAAUACACAUGGUAAAAGUCGCUUCAUUAUAAAUGACGAAUUGUAACUAGAUAUAAUUAACAUAACCAAGGAUGUAAUGUUUUUUUGUCGUAAAGACGACAAAAUGUUUUUGUUACCGUAUUAAGGUGUCGGAUAAUCGACAUUAUUUAAA
Messenger RNA from Hydractinia symbiolongicarpus, 1692 nucleotides. Its product is annotated as fumarylacetoacetase-like. The record is from RefSeq and is a predicted model, not a curated record. Gene Ontology annotation, biological process: L-tyrosine catabolic process; L-phenylalanine catabolic process; homogentisate catabolic process. The transcript has 15 exons. Lineage: Eukaryota; Metazoa; Cnidaria; Hydrozoa; Anthoathecata; Hydractiniidae. The coding region runs from base 218 to 1471 and encodes 417 amino acids. Gene Ontology annotation, molecular function: fumarylacetoacetase activity.